GUGCGCGGGCGGCUGCCGCCGAGCCCUGCGCCGCGCCCUGCUCGUGCCGCCGCGGCCUGCUGGACUGCAGCCGGCAGCGCCUGCCCAGCGGGCCGGGCCCGCGGAGGAUUCCGCCGCUGCCCGCCGGCACCACGGGGCUGUAACAAGCGAUAAGACAAGAGGACGUAGUCUUCAGCUGGUGCCACGGGAGCUUCAGGUUCUACAUCUGGAGGAAUUUCUUCACAGAAAGGGUGAUUAGGCAUUGGAAGGGGUUGGCUGGGGAGGUGUUCGUGUUCAAGGAAUGACUGGACCUGGCACUCAGUGCCAUGGUGUGAUUGACAAGGUGGUGUUUGGUCAUAGGUUGCACUCGGUGAUCUUGGAGGUGUUUUCCAACCUAAUUGAUUCUGUGAUUUUGUCCGCUGGAUGUUCUCACGGAGCCCAGAGCGCUGCGGGCAGAGCGGCCCGGCAGUGGUGCCCCAGGGUGGGAGGCAGCUCUGCAGGUGGGGUCUCACCUGGGUGGGGCAGAGGGGCAGAAUCGCCCCCUCCUUUGCUGCUCAUGCUGGGGGAUCAGCCCAGGGUUCAGGGGGAGUGUUCUGGGCUGUAGAUGCACGUUUCUGUUCAGCUUCUCAUCCACCAGCAUCCCCAAGUCCUCCCCAGAGCUGCUCUUAAUCCAUUCUGUGUCUGUUCUCUGUUGUGGCUUUCAGGAUUUUGGCACAUGAAGCAUGGGUGAUGUUUUUUCUUCGCUAGUACUACUCUAGCAGUUCUGAAUCUAAAUGAGCUAUAAUGUGUACCAGCUGCUUAAAAUGAAUCAAAGCCUAAUUUUUCUCACAUGAUCAAGUCCCUGAUGUGCUUUUCUCUAUUAGUUCUGUGAUACCAUUUCAGCUGGCACUGAGGACUAAAAAUUCUUCUUUUUCCUACUUCUCAAAUUACUUGCAGGGGGUGCUUCCUCUGUGUGUGUGUGUGUGCACACGUGCACAUUGGUUUUAUUUUCACUUUUUGCUUUUGAUAAAACCAGCAGAACAGAACUUGGUUUUCAUGAUGGAAGAACUCAGGAAACUCACUUCAUUUUUCCUCUGAAGUUAUAUGUGUUUUGUGGCUAACCUGGUGGGUGAUGAAAAGCCUUGUGAAGUUAGGGAGUUAGGAAAUUUUUUUUUUGUAUGUCUGCCUUGUAACGUUAGUUUCUUUAGAGCAAGGAAUGCCAGCCCUGUGUGUAGGGGCAGAGAGAGAAGCACAAUGCUGGUGUCACUGCCUCUAGUCCCAUAGUGGCAGGUGUGUUUAUAUAUCCUGGUAACCAGAGAGACAAUGAAUAAAAGUAGUUCAGGUAUCAGUUAAUUAGUUCAGCAGGUUCUGUUCACAGUUGAUUUUUUGGGUGAGUUCAACUGGCUGCCUGCAUUCUGCAUCAACACCUCUACAGUGCCACAGUAUGCUCAGCUUGGCUGAGUUAGGAUCAUUCUUCAUCAUCCAUAAUCAGUUUGGUAUGUGUGUUCUGUUUUAUUUACUUAAGAGAUGAGUACUACUUAAGCUCAAAAUGAAUGUUUAGAUGAUGUUGUAUACAAUACCAGAUGAAUCUCUAAAUUACAAAUUUUACAUAUUCGCUCUGUAUUCUGCACAGCUUGGCCCUCCCAGUUACAAAGGCUGCUUAAAGGAUGGGUUCUUAGGUAUUGGCUUUUCCAGAGCAAGGGAAUGGCAUCUGGUUCUCCAGAAUAGCAGGAAUCUUAGCUGUGUGAUUGAAUGAUCUCUAAACACAGAAAAUCAGCCAGUGUAUUUAAUUCUGUAUUUUGUGAUCAGUUGGUCUGUUUGAAAAAGAAAAGCAUUAGUAACAGAAUGUAGAUAUAAAUAAUGUCAGAAUCACUUUAAAUAUCAACUCUACCCAACUUCUUGAAAGAGGACUUACUGUAAUGAAAACUUUGUUGUAGUCCAAAUCUGAGUGAUAAUAGAAAAAUACUUUCCCUGUGCUUUCUGAAUUAAGAUUUUAAUUUCUAACUCAGUAAUUAGACAAUAGGCUUCUGGGGAGGGAUAACUGGAUGUUAGCACAUCCUCAUCACCCUGGCCCCAUGGCUGCCAGUGUUAAGGAUGAAUUUGGAGGAAUUCAGUGUACUGAAUAAUUUUAGCUUUCGGUCAGUCCCGAAGUAGGCAGGUUGUUGUAUGUUCCCUACCCAGCUAACAUAUUCUAUUAUAGUCUUCCUGAAAGCCUUAGAAAAAUCAAGUUUCAGUUUUCUGUGUGUAUUAAUCUCGCUUCCAAGAUCUAUGUUGGUGUCCGCUAGCUGUGCCUGACACACAGGUUGGUCUGGCUCAUAACCCGUGGCCUGGUUUUGCUCAUUAGUGGAGUACCUGCACACCUUGAGGGUUGCAGUGUUAUCUUCCAUGUCCAUUGUCUCCUUCCUCCGUCUGUUGCACACUGAUUCUUUGGAAACAACAUGGCUUAGUACUUCCUGCUCUGGUUAAGCACUCUGCUCCGAGAUUAGACUGCCAGCACUGGCUGGGUGCCUGCAUGUUUGAAAAAUUCAGGAAAGUUUACUGCUGGGAUUUGGAAUCAUAUUUCCUUCCACCUGUCUGUGCCAGGCUCCUAUGGAUGCCCAGAGGCUGGGGCUGAGUGGGGUUCAGGGGAGUGUGGGCAGCUGGAGAGAGUGUCUUGAGCAUUCAGCCCCCUGAGGUGGGAAGCCUGCUGAGGAGCAGCUCAUGCUUGGUUGGUUUUGUGUUUUUCCUAGUGUUUAGGGCUGGCUUAAUUACCACAUGUACUGAGGAAGCAGAGCUGCAGGAUAGUUCUGCAACUGGCUGCAGUUCCUCUCCUCUCCGGGUUCUCUUGAGUCUUUUUGGGUUUUUGGUUUUUUUUUUUGUUUGUUUGUUUUUGUUUUGUUUUUUGUUUGUUUUGUUUUGGUUUUUUUGUUUCCAAACCCACACUGCUCUAGCUGUAUAAUUUGCAUCUUGGUGUAAUUAAAAGAAUACAUUAACAACUGCCUGACUUGCCAUGACACCCAGGAUUUUAAUAAUUCAGCAUAAUUUUUACACUGAACCUGAGUGAAAGUUAACAACUAUAACUAUAGUGUAGUCUGUCAAUUGUCAGUCCGUGUUGUCUUUUAGUAGGUCUUACAGAUCAACAAUAGUCUGCCGGAGCUCAAGAAGUGUUUGUACAAUGCUCUUAGGGACACGGUGGAAUUUUGGGGUUGACCUGUUCUGGGCCAGGAACUGGACUUAAUGAUUUUUGAAGGAUCAAGUUUGGCCCUUGGUGUAUUUGGAGUCAAGCACAGGCCCAAAGCUAUUGCAGGAACAGAGGAGUGUGUGGAUGCUGUGGCUUGUACAAACAUGGUUGUCAAUGGAAAUAUUUUGAAUUAUACUAAUUUGCAUUUUAAUAUUAAUUUUAACAGAUAAAUACAGUUUUGGUUGCAAAGUGUGAUUUUGUCUUGUGCGUCAGCAUAGCUGCUGCCUGCCUGAUAAUCUGAAAACUAACUGUAAUAAAUACAUACAAUGCUACUGCAGCGAUGAUGAAAGGAUCAGUGAUACAGGACCUUACCAGAGGAGCUCGUAGGGAGGGGAACAGCUUUGCUGUAAACAGCUUUUUAGAGCUCUCUCCUUAACAUCAGAAUUGGAAAUGGGGAGGGAAGCACAGUGUCUUGCUAGGCUAGAACAACUAGCUGGCAUAGAACAUUUUGAGCUAGAACAGACCCAAAAGAAUCAUUGAGUCCAACUCUUGGCCCUGCAUAGGACACCACAAUUUCCCACCCCAUGCCCAAGAGCUUUGUUCAAAUGCUCCUUGCGCUCUGGCAGCCUUUGUGUCUUGACUGCUCCCCUGGGGAGCCUGUUCAGUGCCUGACCAGUCCCUGGGGGAAGAACCUUUUCCUGAUAUUCAACCUAACCUUUAUCUGACACAGCUCCUGCUGUUUCCUUGGGUUUUGUCUCUGCUCAGAGAGAGCAGAGAUCAGAGCUGCCCCUUGGGAGGAAGCUGCAGACCCUGGGAUUUAAGUCAUAAUCAUUUAUUAUCAUCCAAUUGGAGCAUUGAUUUGUCUGUCUCUACUCUCCAAGAAGUGAAAAUGAAUUACAAUGAGCUAAGUGAAAUUCCAUAUUUUGGAGAAACAACUUCCAAUAUAACUCUUCUCUCAUUGGUGCACAAUACCAUUCCAGAAAUAAAUGCUGAGCAACUCCAGGUCUACCUUUCAUUGGAAAAUCUAGAUCUUAGUUCUAAUCUUAUAUCAGAAAUUAAAGCCUCUUCCUUUCCACGAAUGCAACUGAAGUACCUGAAUCUGAGUAACAACAGAAUAACUACUCUAGAAGCAGGUUGCCUGGAUAACUUAUCUAGCUCACUAAUGGUGAUAAAACUGAACAGAAAUAGGAUUAGUGUUAUUCCACCAAAGAUCUUCAGAUUGCCUCAUGUGCAGUUUCUGGAACUGAAAAGGAACCGGAUUAAAAUAGUGGAAAGUCUUACAUUCCAAGGAUUGGAAUCCCUAAAAUCCUUGAAAAUGCAGCGCAAUGGGAUUAGCAGACUAAUGGAUGGAGCAUUCUUUGGCCUGGGUAAUAUAGAGGAAUUAGAACUGGAACAUAAUAACUUAACAGAAGUAAACAAGGGGUGGCUGUAUGGGCUGCGGACAUUGCAACAACUCUAUGUUAGCCAGAAUGCCAUCACCAGGAUCAGCCCAGAUGCAUGGGAAUUCUGCCAAAGACUUGCUGAGCUAGACUUGUCAUACAAUCAGCUCACUCGCCUUAAGGAAUCUGCCUUUGUGGGACUUGGUUUAUUGGAGAAGCUAAACCUGGGUGACAAUCGCAUUAAUCACAUUGCUGAUGGUGUCUUUAGAGGUCUGACAAAUCUUCAAACCUUGGACUUGCGGAACAAUGAGAUCUCCUGGGCCAUAGAAGAUGCAAAUGAAGCUUUUGUGGGACUCAGCAGGCUGGAUAAACUAAUCUUGCAAGGAAACCAAAUUAAGUCAAUUACCAAAAAAGCAUUCUCUGGUCUCGAAGGACUUGAACAGCUAGAUUUAAGCAACAAUGCAAUAAUGUCCAUCCAAGAAAAUGCCUUUGCCCAGGCUCAGCUGAAGGAGCUAGUGUUGAACACAAGCAGUUUGCUUUGUGAUUGCCAGUUGAAAUGGCUGCCCCAGUGGCUCAGAGAGAGCCAUUUGCUGCAGGCUGUCAGUGUCAGCUGUGCUCACCCUGAGUGGUUGGCAGGACAAAGCCUUCUCAGUGUGGACCCUGAUGACUUUGUUUGUGAUAAUUUCCCUAAACCACAGAUCAGAGUCCACCCAGAGACUACGGUGGCCCUGCGAGGCACAAAUGUGACCCUGAUGUGCACUGCUGUGAGCAGCAGUGACUCGCCCAUGGCCACGGCCUGGCGCAAAGACAGCGAGGUCCUCUAUGAUGCUGACGUUGAGAACUUUGCCAGCUACCAGCAGCAAAGUGGGGAGAUGCUGGAAUACACCACCGUCCUGCACCUCUUCAACGUGAAUUUCACGGAUGAAGGGAAAUACCAGUGCAUUGUCACCAAUCACUUUGGCUCCAAUUAUUCCAACAAAGCCAAGCUGACUGUCAAUGAGCUCCCUUCUUUCCUGAAAACUCCCAUGGAUCUCACUAUCCGCACCGGGGCCAUGGCCCGGCUGGAGUGUGCUGCUGAGGGCCACCCCCCCCCACAGAUCUCCUGGCAGAAAGAUGGUGGCACAGACUUCCCUGCUGCAAGAGAGAGGAGAAUGCACGUAAUGCCUGAGGACGAUGUGUUCUUCAUUGCAAAUGUGAAGAUGGAAGACAUGGGGAUCUACAGCUGCAUGGCCCACAACAUCGCAGGGGGACUCUCAGCCAAUGCUACCCUGACUGUGCUGGAAACUCCUUCCUUCAUGAGGCCUCUGGAGGACAGGACAGUGACCCGAGGUGAAACGGCUGUCCUGCAGUGCAUAGCUGGUGGCAGUCCUGCCCCUCGCCUCAACUGGACCAAGGACGACGGUCCCUUGACAGUCACCGAGCGGCAUUUCUUCGCUGCAGCAAAUCAGCUCCUCAUCAUAGUGGAUGCAGGACUGGAGGAUGCUGGGAAGUACACGUGCAUCAUGUCCAACACACUAGGCACUGAGCGUGGCCAUAUUUACCUAAAUGUCCUGGCUUCCCCCAACUGUGAUUCUUCCCAGAGUGCCAUUGUCCAUGAAGAGGACGGCUGGACAACAGUAGGGAUCGUGAUUAUCGUUGUUGUGUGUUGUGUGGUGGGAACGUCCUUGGUGUGGGUUAUCGUCAUCUACCACAUGAGGAGAAAGAAUGAAGACUACAGCAUCACUAACACAGAGGAGAUGAACCUACCUGCUGACAUUCCUAGCUACCUGUCCUCCCAAGGAACACUGUCUGAGCCUCAGGAAGGCUACAGUAAUUUGGAGGCAGGGAGCCAUCAGCAGCUGAUGCCUCCAGCUGGCAGCUACAUGCACAAAGGCACAGACGGUGGUGCAGCACCAUUAGUGAUCUGCUCAGAUUGUUAUGACAAUGCCAACAUCUACUCCCGGACCCGAGAGUACUGUCCCUAUGCCUUCAUCACUGAGGAGGACCCACUGGAUCAAACCCUCCCAAAUCUCAUGGUGCAGAUGCCCAAGGAAAUGUACACAGCACACACCCAGAAUGAAACCAGUGCUCUGGGUGAUCUCUUAGCAGACAGAGAUGUGCCUGUCUUCCUUACCAACCAUGACAAAAAAAGUGAUAAGAAAAUCUCUUCCCAGCAGAUUAUUGAGCCCUUCCAGGUUCCUCUUUGGGGAGGCAGCAAAGACCUGGCUUGCUCUCACCCACAGUUCCUGCACCAUCCAUUGGCCCACGAGGCCCCGCAGCCGCUCCGGAGCGAUGGUGUCGCCAGCAGUGGCCGGGACCAGGCAUCACCCAGGCCCUGCCACAGGCUGCAGGAGGAGAGUUUUGAUUUUAACAGGACACGGAACAUUCAUGACCAAAGUGAAACCACAUAAAACUCUCGCAAAGCCUUGAAAGCAAAUCCACAUCGACUGACUGUAUUUACUACCUCAGUACUAACCUCAAGGCCAAAGAUGCUUGUGUAUGUGUCUGCAAGUACUAAGAGUCAGACUCUCUUGAAGGAGAUGGCACAUUCCCUUUUUUCUGCAAUUUUUCCAUUAAAAAUGGGAAUGUGCACCAGAGAACACAUGGAAAAUUAGUGCUAUCUACAAAUAUAGCAUUAAAACACGGAUUGUGUGAUGCUGGAAGCAGUCUUUGUGGUGGUACAUGUUUUGGAAAGCUCUCAAGAGCAUGUGUAGCUAUUUCACGGUGUUUUGUCUGCUUUGGAAACAAACCAUCAGGGCCUCCUCAUGGAAUUCCCCCUGGAACUGUAAGCGUAAUACUCUUGGCCAGCUUUUCCUUCCUUAGACUGUUGGCAGGUGUCUGUUGCUAGUCUAAAUUUGGGGCUUGUUUUCUUCUAGGAAUAAUGGACUCCAGUUGUAAAUAAACUCGCAUUUAUAAAUAUUUUGUAUACACUAAGCAUAUAAAUGUGUUGACUGUAAUGUAAAUUAUUUUUUAUUAUGCCAAAGUAUGUAUCAUACUGUUAGUCUUGACAGCUGCAUAUCAAGCCAUAUGGGGAGCUUGGGGGGAUUGAAAGCUUGUUUGUGGGGGAAUAGAGCUGUCUUUGUUUUGAAAGGUGCAUUUACUUAUAGAUAUGCGGUAGAACUGUGAUAUUGAUGAAUUUCAUUGUUGCCUACAACUGCGUGCCUGGCUGACCUGGCUGCAAGCUGAUCCAUUUCAUGACAGUAGCAGAAUUUCAGGGUUUAUCUAAGCUUUUAUCUAUAAAAAACCCCUUUGUUUUGUAUCUGCUGAGAGGGUCUCCGUAUGUUUCCUAGCUGGCAGUUAAGUGAACUUUUAAAAAGAAUGUGGUGAUGAAAAGCAUGAGGUAAAUUGAGAGAGCACUUGAUGAAUACUUAUUUCUUCUGCAUAGCCAAAGGCAUAUGGAGUUUAAAACACUGGUCCUUUUCUGUUGCAAAAUAUCAGGCUACAUUGUUGAACUAAUACUUCCCUUAAAUCUUGGUGUGGUCAAAAUCUUUAAAUAUUUGACAGGUGAGAAAUGAUACAAUGCAGGGAACCCCUCACUACUGCAAGAUCUUGCUGACACAGAGGAAGCUCAGACUCCAUAGUUUCAGUGAGAUGUGCCUGAGAAAAUGUGGAAGACAAAUGACAUUAUAAAGACUUUCUGGGAAGUUGUUCUUUUUGGGGGGAAAUGCCCCUUUUUGUAGAAGAUGUUUAAAAGACUCCUCAGGGAUGGUUUUUGGCCCAGCUCAGUUGUAGGUAUGUAAGAAUUCCCAUUGAUCCAUUCCUGGACUGAAAGGUUUGCGACUCAAUUGUCAGGUCUAGUCGUGCAGAAUCACAGCGGAAUUCAGAGGCUGUGGUGAAGUAUUUGAGAAAAUGAGUGGGGAAACACUGGGACUAAUGAUGCUUUUCCCAUGGCUCUUUGGACAGGAAUAAUGGUCAAAUCAUUGCAAAUGAGUAAAUAUUUUUAAGGCCUCUUCCCAUGCUCUCAAAGCCAGCAUGACUGCUUUUGUAGGCAGCAGCUUUAAUGAGAAGGGGAUGCAAUUGUCCUUGACCUUUGAGUAAAAUAGAGAGGAACACAGGUGUGUAAAUUUUGGGAUUCUGACAGGUGAAAUCCUUAUUAAAAAAAAAAAAAAAGAUAAAUUAUCAGUUAAUUUCUUUCUGGUUUUAUUUCCUCCAGACUUUUCCUUCCCAGACAGCAUUUAUUCUGACUCCAACGUGCUCCCUGCUGCAGGGACCAGCACUGUCAGUUUAAAUCCAGGUGAAAAAGGUCAUGCCAUGAAACUGCAGCAGCAGCAAAGCCUUAUCAUUUUGGGCUGCUGUCUCAGCCAGUAGUCACUCAGGCUACUGGACAAGGUGCUACUGGCAUCCGUGAUUCCCAGCAGUGGGAAAACCACAUCCCUGCUGCUGCUCUCUCAUCGCUGUUUGGCAAAUGCUUGUUCCUAUUUCUUUCAUUCCUCUCUCGCUUUGUAGGAGCUGAGCUCACGCAGAUCUGUCACAGUGCAGCUGGCAUCGUCCAGACCCUUGAGAGUACUUGGGGUACAGCUCCCUGGAGCAAGGUGGGUGAGACCUGCUUGUCCUGGAUCAGGGCUUUAAAAUCCCUGCUGGCUGUACCAGGACUGUGCUGGCUGUCAGAGAGUGCAGCUAAAGCUGCUCUGAUUUCUGUGAGAGAGUGGCCUAUAAAAGCUGAAUCCUGAAUUAAGACAUUUACAUCCUUCCAUGAGCAUUUAAAGUCCAUAAGCUGGUUGUAAAUAGCUGAUGCUUGUGAGUAGGUGACACUUUGCUGCACUGUGGAAAAACUUCUUCGGUAGACUUGGAGGAGCAAAUUAGGUGUCUUGUUUCCCCUUUGCAGAGGGACAGAGUGGCCUUUCUUUUUUCAGUAAAAACAAGCAAUUGCCUCAAUCAAUGCCAAAGCACUACCAGUACAGGAACUGAGAGGGGUCAGAAGCAGCAAGAGCAAAGCUGCUUCUGUUCCCUCUUACUAUUUCCUAUUGUCUAUUUAUAUUUUUUUCACAGCAGAAUGUAUAUUUUGUAUAGCAUCUGUAAUAUAUGUUUGUCCAUUGUAACAUACGUCCAAACAGUAAAAUGCUGUAUACAUUGAGCAUUCAGUGUAACUCUGUUAGUUUGCAAAUUGAAUAAUUAUAUUUUGUCCUAUAGUAUUUACUCUGGUUUUUUCCGUCUCUGAAAAUUAAACUUUGCCAACUGGA
Serinus canaria (Common canary) is the source of this 9656-nucleotide messenger RNA. It is a transcript of the gene LRIG2, whose product is annotated as leucine rich repeats and immunoglobulin like domains 2. Bases 4008 to 6887 code for a protein of 959 amino acids. NCBI's taxonomy places the organism in Eukaryota, Metazoa, Chordata, Aves, Passeriformes, Fringillidae. The transcript is spliced from 19 exons. Gene Ontology annotation, molecular function: protein binding. The record is from RefSeq and is a predicted model, not a curated record.